This is a messenger RNA of Hydractinia symbiolongicarpus, 2730 nucleotides long. RefSeq lists its product as uncharacterized. Lineage: Eukaryota; Metazoa; Cnidaria; Hydrozoa; Anthoathecata; Hydractiniidae. The coding region runs from base 1234 to 1539 and encodes 101 amino acids. The record is from RefSeq and is a predicted model, not a curated record. The transcript is spliced from 3 exons.
UUCAGGUUUUCUAUUUGUCGUGUUUCUCUUCACUAGGAAUUAGACUUGUGGAUGGGCAAAGGCGUGAAUAUACCACUAUUAUAUCACUAUUUUGACUACCUAUCUUGAGUGACCAAUAUCUCCAAUAUUUGUAGCUUUGUAUUACCCGACUGUAAGAAUAGAAAGGAAAACGCUAAUUCGACCAUCUAAUGACUAUAAAUCUCAAGUCUAAUUGAUGACGAGUAAACUCUGACAAGUUCAAUUUAGAAGGUACACCGCUUUCUCAUUCAUUACGCAAAACAACAUUUAACAUUCACAAUUGUAAUAUAUUGCCUAGAAGGGCUUAAAAAUAUCGUCUGGUAAUCGCAUUUAACAUCGACCAAGAGUUGGAAAGCUCUCAGAAAUAAAAAUGUUGUUGUUAUGGACGUUGCUAUGCUGUUAUUUCUGCUUUGAUUGCAAAAGUGAAAGAUUGCACCAUCUUAAUUAAAUAUUUAUUAUGUGAAUUAUUAGCCACCAUAUUUUGAAGCAAAUUUGCUUGUUGUGUGAAAAUACGUAGGUGAUUAUUAUAACAUUUCUAUAAAUUUUGACCUAUUAAAGUUUCUAUUUUUUUCCCUUAAAUUCCCGCUGACGAAUUUGCAGGAAUUUUUUUCAACGGUUGAAAUCCCCAGAUAGCUUAACAUGAACUUAAAACAAGUUCAGUUAUAAUUAAUAAUUUUAAUUAUGACGUAAUUAUGGCUUGGACUUAACGAUGUCAUUUUAAUAAUAAAAAAGCUGAUUAAGCCGUCUCAUUUAUGUCUAUUGUUGGGAAAUCGUGACUCAUAUUUUCAAAUUCGUACAUAGACCUCUUUGCUUGGCGUUAUAAUGUAGAAAAACAAAAGCUCUGGGGCAAGGAUGCUACAUUUCACCACAAGGAGCAUCAUAAGCAAUCUGGUAUUUACUACCAAGCCCUUUUCCAUGAUCUACUUAUCAGUUGCUAUAAACUUAGUAUAAGCGACGAAAAAAACCUUUCAGACACAUCAUAAUAUCCUGCUGUUGUCAAGCUUUGUGAAUUAUUGUUUAUAUAAAUUAUAUAAAGCAAAUACCACCCUCCGAGAUUUUCUCUUCACCGCAGAGGUUUUUUAUAAGUUAUCUUCGAUGUUAGGACUUUCCAAGUUCGUUGACUCAAUAAAAAUAACCGGCCCCUCCUAGAAAAAUGCCUUUAUAUAAUAUCCACAAUGUUAUUAAUUCAAACAUCAAGACAAGCGAAAAAUUAUAAUGGCGACUUUAAUAUUGGAUCCGGAAGAGCGGCUAAGAGAGUUACUCCAGAUCAACAAAGCAUGGAAGGAAAGUUAUGACAAGCUGUCUGAAGAAAACCAAACACUGAAGAACCUAUUAUUGGCUUCUGCAAGAGAAUGUGACAGGGACCGGUAUAGCAGACCAAGAAAGCUUCUGCUAUCAAAACACCAGAUACUGAAGCAACAAGAACGGGCAAUUAUGUUGCACUCAGUACCAGGACUUCAUAUUCCUGGCACAUUUAUUGCUACAAACGUGGAGAGAGAUGGUAUAAUGCAGAAGAUGUAGCUAUGAUAUUCACAUCGAAGCAGCUGAAGUAGCAAUGUAAAAUUGUGGUUUAUGAUGAAAAAUAAAGUUUAAAUUAAUUGAUGUGUAAUAUAUGCGGUGAACCGUUUUGUGUGUAACUUAUUUAAGAACUUUUAACCUGAGUUUUCCUGUUUUUUUUUGUGUGCAUUGUGUAAUGAUAAGCUUUUAAUAACUAUUAAUAACAUGUAAUGAAUAGAUUACUUGUCAUGGCAAUUACUUAGCAUUUGUUAAUUCUUUUUUAUGGUAACGACGGGUGUGUCAGCUGGGGAUUUGUCAACUGUUGUUGUGUCAGUUGCUAAUAGCAUCUGCUAGAAACGUGGCAUGGAAACGUGGCAUGAAAUGGAAAUUGAUGCUGUUUCAUGCACUUUCUUUGCAGCAAACGUUUCAGCGACUUGUCUGAAUACGCGUUUUAAUUUCACAUUUUUUUCGCAUGUUUUUUUUUUUUAAAGUGGUUUCCUACAUAUUCCCAAAAAACUUAUUUUCUUAAGUUUCUUAACUUUUUGCAAGUGGUUUAAAUAGAAAAAUACUAAAACAUAAGCGCUACAAAAAGCACUGGGUACGAAUGUGUCCAUACGUUUACAUUAGGUGUGAAAAACAGAAACAAAGUAAAUAUAGUAACGAGACAGUUUCAAUUUUCUUUUAAAUCCUUCAAAAAAAACACGUUUAUUGAAUUUUCAAGAUGUCACUCACGUGUGAAUUUUACUGUUGUUAAACACUAUUCUUAACCUCAGACCGCUUUGAGAUACCAAAGAGGUCCGGGGACGGGAACAUUUUCUUGUUAGCGCAAGGAUGAUAGUGUCCUUGUUGUUGUUAGUAAACAAUACGCUUGGCAAAAAAAGCAACAACACAUAUUUUUGUAACCUUUGAAAAGAUAGGUACAGGUGACUCUCUCUAAUUCGAACAAAUUCAAAGUUAACGUCAAAUUUCGUUAAAAACCUCUCAUAAAUGAACCUCCAUAAUUCGAUACUCUCUAAUUUGAUAAACUUUCUAAUUCGAUCUAGAUUUUAGGUCAAUACGGAUAAAUUCUUGAGUGUAAAAAGGCCCUAACCACAGUUUCGAACCAUAUUUCGAAUUUAUAAGAUGUAAAUAGGGCCGUUGAUUUAGAAAGUAGGCUGAAUAAAUAACAGUCAAAUAAUGAUGACUAUUUCCAAAGAUCUUAGAAGAUCUUUGGAA